Spizellomyces punctatus DAOM BR117 is the source of this 1248-nucleotide messenger RNA. RefSeq lists its product as uncharacterized. The record is from RefSeq and is a predicted model, not a curated record. The transcript has 4 exons. Lineage: Eukaryota; Fungi; Chytridiomycota; Chytridiomycetes; Spizellomycetales; Spizellomycetaceae. Bases 263 to 1180 code for a protein of 305 amino acids.
CUUCGAUCGAGUGGUUCAAAAGCGAAAUGAAGCACAGAAAGGCUCCAAGGCUAAUUUGGGCAACAAGGAAUGAACCGUAGGUAAAGGUCAAAGCUUUACUCGACACGGCGUGGCACUGCGUCUGUUUAGUUCUAUUUGGGGGGAUGUGUUGACCGAGCAGACAAAGGGAUCAAAUCAAACAUAACCUUAUAAAUAUAUAUGCACCCGACCCAAACCCCUUCUUUCGCGCUCUUUUUUGCAAUAAGCUUUACAAAACUAUGAAAUGAGCGAUCGAAGCACCUAUCCAGGGAAACUUGCUGCGAAUGCGUGCCUGUGUGUUUUUACCGUCGCGGUAACGGUCUUUACCGCCACAAAAUGGUGGAAGAAGAGGACGACGUUCAAUGCUUUCCUCGUGCUCUGUUGGAUACUGUUGUGCAUAUCAGAUGCAAUGAGUACCCUGAGCUGGAUUCUGAAUGUGGUUUGCGAGACGAAAGGUUGCGGACGUGAUAUCGGUGGCGGCAUUGCUCUCGGUUUCAAUAUGUUUGCUGGUGCCCUGUACACCUUACUUUCCUUGGAACGAUUCAAAGCGUUCCGGCAUAUUGCUAGAUGGUACACGGUGCGAUUGUGUCGAAUCCUCCAGGGUUUGACGGUCGUGCUAGGAGCAUGGGCGUGGGCAUUGAACAUUGUGGUGGACCUUCUACCCGAAGAAACGUACAACAAUAUGUCCAUAUCAAAGGUUUUUCCUUUUGGAACAUCCGUCAUAUUCGGGUCUUCCAUACUUGUUCUGUGGAUCAUCCUCUCAGAUUUCCUCCUUUACGGAGGGACAUUGGUACUCGUACGAAGGCUUCAAAAGGACCUCCGCAGGGAACAAACUCCCGAGCAAAUCAAAGCUCGAAGAUUUCUCGUUGGCGCCCUAUCAGUCGCACUUGUGCUCGCCCUCGCCUCCCUCAUCACGAUCGUCGCAAAGCGGAUAGAAGAAACAAUGAUUGCCGGCCAAUAUGCUAUCCGUGUAUACUAUGCACUCGGACUUGUGUAUCUUUACACACUAGUGCACGUCAUCAACGGAUUCGAUAAACGAUCGCAAACCCCGGCAAGUAACAAGGCUGGUUCUGCAAAGCAUGGUUUGGUCGCAGGAGACACGAUGGUUGCAUCAUCAUCUGUAGCUGGCCAAGCGAGUACAAUCACUGGCGCAACGGUCUGAAAAUCUCCUUCGGAUAUGUAUUGUUGACAGAUUUGUAGGUUGAAAGCAAUGUAGUCUUUUAGAAUCCC